CAUCCGUACUCCCCCAAACCCUAUAUGUCUGCACGCAAUCUACUCAGUAGUUUGAAAUUCUUCGUUGGAGAGUUCCAGAUUCGGAAUAAAGAAUAAAAAUAAGCAGAAACGUCAUACUGCAUUUCUUAUAAAAUGCGAUUCUGAGAGCUCUAAAUCUCAUCUUUUUCAAUAGAGCAAGGCCUGAUACUGUUCGAUCCUAACGCGCAGGAAGAUUCCAUGCACCUUCCUUGCAAUUUCCUUCCCUUGCUUUUUCCACUUAUCCUCGCUUCUUUAUAAUAAGAAAGCUUCCGACAGUUUCCGUUACUGUGGUUGUUGGAGACGUUUUGAUUUUGUGCUGUGCGGGCUACUUGAUUCGGUGGUCCUGCUUUCAGCUUGAGGUUCUGUAAUGGCAAUGAAAAGGAGGAUUUUAAACAGGGAGGAGGAGGAGGAGGAUGGAGGGGCAGAUAUCAUGCCUCGGACGAAGCGGCCGACGUUGAUGAGUGUUGGGAGAGAAGUGAUGCAAUUGCAGCUGAUGCAGAGGCUGCUGGUGCCGAUUCUCGAACCUACGAUUCGGAGAGCGGUGCGAGAAGAGGUGGAACAUGCAUUUUUACGCCUGGCACCUUCAGCUCCCAGAAUCUCAAUCAAUCAGAUUCAGGCAUCUGGAGCCAGAGGCUGGUACUUGCAUUUCAACACACGCCUUCCUCAUACACUUUUCACAGGCAGUUUAAUUCCACCUGUUGAAAUAGUUCUACGCCAUGCCGAUUCCGGAGAGACGAUCAGAUCUGAAGCUUUUCCAUCAAUAAAGGUACAGAUUGUUGUCCUGGAAAGUGAUUUUGGUCAGGACGAACAAGAAGAUUGGACUAAGGAGGAGUUUGAUGCUAACAUUGUAUCUGAAAGAACGGGUAAAAGGCCAUUGUUGACUGGAGAGCUGGUAAUCACACUGCGUGAUGGGGUUGGUUACUUUGAAAAAGUAUCGUUUACUGAUAAUUCCAGUUGGACCAAAAGUCGGCGAUUCAGGUUGGGCGUUAAAGUUGCGCAGAGCAGUGGCAUUGAGGAAAGGAUAAGAGAAGCAAGGAGUGAAGCUUUUAUAGUAAAAGAUCACCGUGGAGAAUUGUACAAGAAGCAUGAGUCUCCAUCCUUAGGCGAUGAGGUGUGGCGUUUGAAAAACAUAGGAAAGGAUGGCGCUUUCCGUAAAAGGUUGAGUGAUAAUGGCAUUGAAACGGUGCAACAGUUCUUGAGGUCCUGGGUUAUCGAUGCCGAUUCACUACGCACUCUCCUUGGCAAUGGGAUGUCAAACAAGGCAUGGGAAGAAACCGUUCAACAUGCUAGGAAGUGUGUUUUGGACAACAAGUUAUACAAAUACUAUAAUGCCGGGCUGCAAGUUGGGCUUCUGUUAGAUUCCAUCUUUCAGGUUGUUGCGUUAACCUUCGAUUUCCAGAGUUUCCAGUACCUCAAUGAGCUGACCCAACAUCAGAUGUUCUUGGUGGAUACUUUGAAGCAACUGGCAUAUAAAGACCAGGAAAGGAUUGUCGAACUAGAUGCACUGCUGCCCGUUAGCCCUUUGAGGCCCUUGCCUGAACUACAAGCUGCCUCCGAUCCAGGGUCAAGCCUCAUCCUUCAGAAUCCUGAUUUAAUUACAGCACAAGAAGAACAGGCAAUGCCAUUCAAUUUCGUGCAUCCCACCAACCCACCACAUCCUCAGCUCAUCAUAGAUUCGCCCAUGCCCAAAGGCAAUGAAGGCAUGCAGGAUCUUCAACUGGGCCAACCGCUACCUCCAUUCCAGGAUAACAGUUUCAGCAUCGCUAAUCUUCUCCCGGGGCCCUAUGUGAACUACGGAAACAGCUGGUCAGCAAGUGGGUCGGCAGGGACGACAGCUGCAGCAGAUGGACAACUGUUGGGAUGGGACUAUUCCCAGAAGCUGAAUUUGUUCAACGGAUCAUAUCAGGUCUCAGGCAACGAAAUGGCCCCUUCUAGUUUUCUUAAUCUUAGCCCUUUGAAUGAUCUCGGCGUCCAUAUGUCCGGGAAUUGUAAAGUCAACAAGGGGUGGCGCAAGCUCGGGGCUCCUCUCAAGUGGGGAGUAUUGGUUAGGAAGAAUGUGGCUGCUAGAAGAAUGGCGGGAUUCUGCAGCUAGUUGAAUCUCCGAUCGUCAAUUUGUUCAUACCUUCUGAUUUUAUGUUGUUUGAGAUAUGUAAAAAUAUGUUGUGUUUAAGGUAAAUGUAAAUUUUGCACGCCAAGAUAGUUUGACAUUAUUACAUUUUGCACGCCAAGAUAGUUUGACUUUUGGAUAAUGUAACUUCUUAGGGGUCUGUUUGGAUACACCACA
Messenger RNA from Magnolia sinica, 2302 nucleotides. RefSeq names its product calmodulin-binding protein 60 B-like. Gene Ontology annotation, biological process: regulation of salicylic acid biosynthetic process. Gene Ontology annotation, cellular component: nucleus. NCBI's taxonomy places the organism in Eukaryota, Viridiplantae, Streptophyta, Magnoliopsida, Magnoliales, Magnoliaceae. The record is from RefSeq and is a predicted model, not a curated record. The transcript is spliced from 8 exons. Gene Ontology annotation, molecular function: sequence-specific DNA binding; calmodulin binding; DNA-binding transcription factor activity. The coding region runs from base 386 to 2110 and encodes 574 amino acids.